UUGGUAAGCAACUCCGUGGUCCCACCAUUUUUUAAUUGUUUUAUUUUGUUUUUUUUGAGCGAUUGCGUCGCGAAAUGUAUGUGGAUAAGAUCUGUCUGACCUGCCUGAGCUCAACGGGACCCUUUCUGUCCAUUUAUGACGGUGGGUCGGGCAGCUGCCUGGCGGACAUGAUCAGGGAGUUCACGAAAACAAAGCCCCGCCGUCAUGAUAAUCUACCAGAGAAAGUGUGCCUGAGCUGCUUGAGUGAGAUUAAUCACUGCUACACCUUCAAGAUCAAGUGCGAGAACUCGAGUCGCACCCUGCGACAAUUGCUUCCGGAUGCCCUGCCAGAGGAGCCCGACAACAAGGUGUCCCUUAGCAGUCCAGUGACCACGGCGGAACAGGCUGUACAGACCACCGAAUGGGAGCCCAGCAAAUCCACAGCCUCUGUACAAACGGAUCCGGUGGCCACCACAGAUGCCGAACAGAACACCAGCUUGGUCAAGUCUACAAUUUCUGUGGACUUGGAUUACGACGGCGAGGGAGAAGUUUUCGACUACGAACUGCCGGAUGAGCACGUUGAGAAGACCACCAGCCUCAUACUCCAAGUUCAAGGAAGCUUAAAGGACGAAAAAGAAGUGGUGUUUACUCAAACCAACGUAAUUUACGAGGGCGAUGAGCUUGAGCAACAGAUCAGGGAGUGCAAUCUGGCCAUAUUCGAGGGAGUUGAAAACGAAGCAGAGGUCAUUACAGUACCCGCUCCACAGGUCACAACUAGGAAAAGUGCCGCCAAGCUCUUAACGCUGCAGCAGGAAGAAAAGAAGGAGAAUCCUGAGGAUCCUAAAAAGGAAAACGAGGAUGUCGAAGAAGUACAACAGGACCAACCGGCAAAGAGAGCUUCUCGCCGACGGGCAGUAGUCAAGCAGGACGUACAGCCCUCGCCUUCGUCAGAAACAGCCUCCCCGUCCAAACAGGUUCGCUUGGGAACCAACCGCAAAACGUUGAAUGGAACAACCACAGUGGCAGUGAACACGUCAAACACAACACCUGAGCUUAAGUACCACUGCGAUCGGUGCAAUGCGGGCUUUGCGUUGGAAAAAUCCUUGAUGAUCCACAGGCGGCAGAAGGGUUGCAUCAACCGCAACUUCAAGUGCGACGAGUGUGAAAAGGUCUUCGUGUCACCGGAUCAUUUGGCAGAGCACCAGGCUACCCAUGGCGCUCACAACUGCCCGGAGUGUUCGAUGCAAUGUGAUUCGAAGGAGCAGCUGAGCAAGCACAUGGUACAGGGACACAAGCGGAAUCUGCGCAAUCAGUGCAAUGUCUGCCAGAAGGUUUUCACCAUGCUGUCCACGCUGCGUGACCACAUGCGCAUCCACACGGGUGAGAAACCCUUUGUCUGCAAUAUAUGUGGGAAGAGCUUCACCCAGAACGCCAAUCUGCGUCAGCACAAGCUGCGUCACUCAGAGACGAAGAGCUUUAAGUGCGAGUUGUGCCCGCACUCGUUUGUAACCAAGGCAGAACUUGCCUCGCACGCCCGCACGCAUACGGGCGACAAGCCCUUCGAAUGUGAGGUGUGCCUUGCCAGGUUCACCACCAGCUGCUCGCUAGCGAAGCACAAACGGAAGCACACUGGAGAGCGGCCUUACGCCUGCGACCUGUGCCCAAUGAGAUUCACCGCCCUAAAUGUACUGAAGAACCACCGAAGGACUCACACAGGGGAGCGGCCCUACGUCUGUCCUUUCUGCUCCAAGACCUUUACGCAACGCGGUGACUGCCAAAUGCACCAGCGCACCCACCAAGGCGACCGUAUUUACAUCUGUCCCGUGUGUAGCGAGGAGUUCAAGUCCAUGCCCGAUAUGCGUACCCAUUUGGCCGGCCACGAGCAGCACGACAAGCGCCUGGUGCACUUCACUUUUCUCAGCAACAAAGAAAACGGAAGCGGAGCGCUCGAGGAGGACCUUAAUGAAAUGGCCGAGUCAGCGCUAAUGCUCUAAGUUGUUGGUGUGUGCAAACAUCGUAGUUUUAACUUCUGUAUUGGGAACGUGAACGUUUCCACCCACAGACCUUUACAGAUGGGUUCGGUUCGAAAGGAAAUCAAAAACAUGAACAUGUCUUAAUGUCGGGUACGUUUGCACAACCCAUUUCAACCAAAGCAGCACCUGAAUAAUGAUAAAACACUCAAACACGUGUACUUCACAUUUCCGUCUACACUUCCCCUUGGGAACACAGUUUAUGACAAAAUUCACAACUUUAGAACAUCUUUAGUCUUAACUUAGUCGCUAGGUCGUAGAUAAAAAUAAAAGCUUAAUGGUA
Molecule: messenger RNA, 2292 nt
Organism: Drosophila ficusphila
Lineage: Eukaryota; Metazoa; Arthropoda; Insecta; Diptera; Drosophilidae
Product: zinc finger protein 570
Exons: 3
Coding region: 75-1973 (632 amino acids)
Biological process (GO): regulation of transcription by RNA polymerase II
Cellular component (GO): nucleus
Molecular function (GO): DNA-binding transcription factor activity, RNA polymerase II-specific; RNA polymerase II cis-regulatory region sequence-specific DNA binding; zinc ion binding
Source: RefSeq, a predicted model, not a curated record